Zychaea mexicana is the source of this 1080-nucleotide messenger RNA. Its product is annotated as Sucrase/ferredoxin-like-domain-containing protein. Bases 1 to 1080 code for a protein of 359 amino acids. The record is from RefSeq and is a predicted model, not a curated record. The transcript has 2 exons. NCBI's taxonomy places the organism in Eukaryota, Fungi, Mucoromycota, Mucoromycetes, Mucorales, Lichtheimiaceae.
AUGGCCUCACUAUUACGCAAGAUCGGCAACGUCGUUGGAUAUACUUCCGAAGAAGACGCCGUCGACAUUGACCAGAUCCCACCAUCCGAUUGCAUCGUUGAAGGCGAUUGUGCAGCAUGCCCGGCACCUUGUGACGAUCACAAGCAAUAUCCAUCAUAUCUUCAAUUCGACAGAGACACACCACUGCUGGGGUCUAUGAAACCCUAUGGUCGUCAGGUUAUGAUCAGCACGGGCAAGGUGGACUGGGCAGAGAAGAUCGAGGAGGACGAAGGGUCAUUGGCAGCCAAGUUGAGCGCAGUCAUCAAGGAGCAAUACGACGGAAAAGCAGGCCGGAUCUUCAUCACCAACACGUCCAAACUCACACAGCAAUCCACCAUCGAGGAUGCUCACGACGUAAUUAUUCUGCCUGAAAAUAUCAUUGUCACCAACGUCACCCCGGAUCGCGCCCAGGCCUUUUUUGAUCAAUUCCUCAACACGCCCAUUCCAUCUUUUACCCAGCAGGAGAAAGACGAUACGAAGGGCAACGGUCAUCCAAAUGGAUAUGCAAACGGUCAUGAUACCACUAACGGCCAUCCCAACGGCCAUUCGAACGGACAUGUCAAUGGCCAUAGCACGAACGGUCAUAGCAGCGGAUAUGCCAACGGACACUCAAAUGGGCAUCUUGAUAGCAACGGUCAUACUACCAACGGCGAUAACGCGUCUGGCAAUAUGCAAAUUAUCAAGAACACGCAUAAAUCCAUGAUCUUGAUCUGCUCGCACAAGAAGCGUGACAAGCGAUGCGGCAUUACGGCACCCAUCCUCGGAGCCGAAUUCGACAACGUGUUACGAGAAAAGGACAUUUCCGAGGACGAAGCGGGCAUUUAUAUGGUUAGCCAUGUUGGAGGUCACAAGUUUGCAGGAAAUGUAAUCUGUUACAUACACGAAGGCCGGACAGGCAUAUGGUAUGGACGUGUGAACACUUGUCAUUGCCGGGCCAUCAUUGAGGAGACCAUCUGUGACGGAAAGGUCAUCAAGGAUCUGUAUCGGGGAGCCAUGUCGCAUAGUUUUGGUCAAAUAAAAUCUGAUAGACUACGCUGGUAA